AUGUCACCUGCCUUCUGUCAGCCCAAGACACUGCGGCUCCAAAGACAGCCCAAGUAUCCUCGGAAGAGCGCUCCCAGGAGAAACAAGCUUGACCACUAUGCCAUCAUCAAGUUCCCCCUGACCGCAGAGUCAGCCAUUGCGGCCAUGAAGAAGAUAGAAGACAAUAACACACUUGUUUUCAUUGUGGAUAUCAAGGCCAAUAAGCACCAGCUAAAACAGGCUGCAAGGAAACUCUAUGACAUUGAUGCGGCCAAGGUCAAUACCCUGAUCAGACCUGAUGGAGAGAAGAAGGCAUAUGUUCCAUUGGCUCCUGACUACGAUGCCUUGGAUGUUGCCAACAAAAUUGGGAUCAUCUAA
Molecule: messenger RNA, 357 nt
Organism: Erinaceus europaeus (western European hedgehog)
Lineage: Eukaryota; Metazoa; Chordata; Mammalia; Eulipotyphla; Erinaceidae
Product: large ribosomal subunit protein uL23-like
Exons: 2
Coding region: 1-357 (118 amino acids)
Biological process (GO): ribosomal large subunit assembly; translation
Cellular component (GO): ribosome; cytosolic large ribosomal subunit
Molecular function (GO): structural constituent of ribosome
Source: RefSeq, a predicted model, not a curated record